AUGGUAAGCAAUCGGCGUCGCCCAUGGACCAAUGGACCAUGAACACCAGAGGCGUUACAAGUGCGUUACCGGUCUUUUGGAAUUAAAAAUUUGAGGAUUGUUGGGGAUUCAUAGAUUGAGAAUGAGAAAGGGGGAUGAGUACAUAGCUUCACCUAGCUUCACUGACGAACUGACUGACAGACUAUUACGACGAAACACAAUGAAAGCGUUGUUUCACGUAGGUUUUCUGUGAGGCCGUGGUAUUACUUCGGUCGAGCUAAACCAUUCGUGCCGAUGAAUGACUCUCCCACACUUAUUUAAUGGCCCGAUGUUUGACCACUAUUUCGCCUGAUGGUAA
Spodoptera littoralis (African cotton leafworm) is the source of this 337-nucleotide messenger RNA. Lineage: Eukaryota; Metazoa; Arthropoda; Insecta; Lepidoptera; Noctuidae. The record is from the annotation of a GenBank genome assembly.